GAGCCCCGACUGUUCUCCAGUUUCGCGUAUGGAAGGUCGUUGCCGGUCUACCCUCUGUUGGCCCCUGGUCUAGAGAUGCAUGGGGUGGGGGAGUAUCUGGCAUGUCACACCAUGCUGCUGGCCCACGCCAAGGCUUACCACCUUUACAACAACCACUACAGGGAGGUACAGCAGGGUCAAAUAGGAAUCGUGGCAGACGGGUUCUAUUACAGGCCCGCUACUAACAAUCCAAAAGACUUGGAGGCAGCUGAAAGAGGGCUUACAUUUGAGCUAGGAUGGGUUUUACACCCCAUCUUCAGCCAAGAAGGAGAUUAUCCCACUAUAAUGAAGGAGAGAGUAGCUGAGAACAGUAUGAAGGAGGGAAGGUAUAGAUCUCGGUUACCAUCCUUCACACCAGAGCAAAUAGAAAUGAUCAAAGGGUCUGCAGAUUUCCUAGGGCUGAAUCACUACACAACAUACGUCGUAUCUGAGGGUGAAUGUGGAGCCAACCCUUCACAAAACAGGGAUACCAACUUUAUCAGAUCUAUUGACCCUAAAACCACAACCCCUAGAUAUCCUUCCUGGCUCGCUGUUGAACCAGAAGGUGUAAAGAAUAUUCUGCAGUGGAUCAGAAGGAACUACGGAAAUCCAAAAGUGAUCAUCACAGAAAAUGGUUGCUCUGAUCCUCACAAACUUGAGGACAAUCACAAAGUAGAAUAUCACAAGGCCUAUCUAAAGCAGAUCCUGGAGGCCAUCAAGGAAGGCUGCAAUGUCCAAGGAUACACAGCUUGGAGUUUUCUGGACAGUUAUGAAUGGGACUGCGGCUAUACGGAAAAGUUUGGUCUGUAUCAUGUUGAUUUUGAAGACCCUGCUAGACCUAGGACUCCGAAGAAAUCUGCAAAGUUCUACAAAGACUUCCUACAAACAAGAUGUUUACCAUGACCCACCUAAAAGUAUUUGUAUUUAUUGUUUUACAUUUCUAAUAAAACUAAUCUGUUUUUAUUUGUUAA
Macrosteles quadrilineatus (aster leafhopper) is the source of this 989-nucleotide messenger RNA. Its product is annotated as myrosinase 1-like. The coding region runs from base 76 to 921 and encodes 281 amino acids. Lineage: Eukaryota; Metazoa; Arthropoda; Insecta; Hemiptera; Cicadellidae. Gene Ontology annotation, biological process: carbohydrate metabolic process. The record is from RefSeq and is a predicted model, not a curated record. Gene Ontology annotation, molecular function: beta-glucosidase activity. The transcript is spliced from 7 exons.